CCUGUUUGAUUGGCCGGUUGAGGUUUAUUUUGACAAGUUACAUCCGGAACAUGUGAUGUAUAGUUGCCGCGCGUGAAUGUCAGAAGACGAGUGGAAAUAGACAUUAAAUAGUUGCAUAGGUAACAAUGGCUGACAGUGCCGGCGUACCACCUGAAGAGAGCAGCCAGCCACCUGGAGGGAAAGAGGAACAGGGAGGAGGUGGAGGAGGAAGUUUAACUGAUGCUCAGAGAGACGUCUUGGAAAGAUGCCUCUAUACACUGAAGCAUGCGAAGAAUGACAGUCAUACAUUGGCAGCUCUUCUGGUGAUCAGUCGCCUAUGUCCUGCAAAUCAAUUAGACAAAGCCACCCUGAGGCGAAUUUUUGAGGCAGUGGGCCUUAACUUUCCAGCACGGCUUUUGAUGACAGCAGUCCGUGGGGGGGAGAGUUCUGACUUGGCCCCAAAUGACCUCCUGUCACUGGGCACAGCUUUGCUGGCUGCCUUCAGCACAGACACCGACAUGGCCUCCCAUCCACAACUCCUCAACACCAUCCCAUUCCUGUUGGGUAUCAUUGCAAACCAACCUGUGUUUAAUGAGCAAAAUUCAUCAGCUGAGAAACAGAGCAAAGCUGGAGAGACCAUGACAAGACCAGAAAAUAAAGCUCAGCCAGGUGACGUUGCGCAUCCAGCAUCUAAAUCUGCUGAAGAGACUGAGGCCAGCCAACAACAAGGUGAUAGUGUUAGCACAGGAGACAGUUUCUCAACCCCUCAAGAAACUUUAUUCCCCUCUCCCCUUGAUGAGGCCAUGGCUGCUGACUGUUACCAGAUUCUGUCAGUGGUGUGUGCUUUACCGAGGGGUUCUGACCUACUGCUGAACAGGGGUGCUGUUCAUUUUCUGUGCCAAGCAGUGGCAAAAAAUGAGACAUUCAGCCAUGAGAAGGGACUUGCAUUGAUUGGCUGCAUCCUCUCAGGUAAAACCAAGGAAAGAGCAUGGAGCAGAUAUCCAGAAGAAUUACUCACUUUGCUUGUUGGACUGUCCAAUGACUUCUGCAAAGCCACAGAGCAGACCAGACUUGACAUGUGCACCCAGUUGGUGCACUUUCUCCCUCCAGCUGGAGCAGCAGUAGAGAGUGAGCCGCUGAAAGGAGUUGUGGGCCGUUUGUGGGGGGUUCUUAGACCCAUGAUGCAGUCCAAGUUAACACCAAAACAGAUCAGGCCGGUCCUGAUUCUCAGUGCAUGUCUGCUGGAUCUGUAUGGUUGGGACCUGGUGGGUCCACCAAAGUUCUGUUGUUUACUGGUGAAUCGAGCAUGUGUGGAGGUGAGAAUGGGUUUGGAGGAACCACCUGGCAAUGAGCUGAGUCUGGAGCUACAGCACACACUCACAGGCUGUUACAGGAUUAUGGAGGCUGCCAUUGAGCAGGCCUGCAGUGUGGGCGUCACACAGACGGAUGCAUCUCCUCAGAGCUCUGUCUCUGUACUCAGUCUGCAGCAGAGCAGACAGGUCCUCGGGGUGCUGGAGGAGGCCUUCUCUGCUGUAGUAUACCAUCUGCAGCAGGUGGAUCCAAGCCGCUUUGGUGACCCUUUUGUUUUUGCCACAUUCCGUGCUCUGUGCUCAUGGCUGGCAGAGGAGACUUCUUGUCUGAAGGAGGAAGUGACUGGUCUGCUUCCUCUCUUGGUCGGCUACUCCCGGAGCCACAUGCAGAGUGACGGUCUGGAGCAAAGCUUCUCUGACUGGAUGGCUGAGUUGUCUGUCAACGAGGAAAGAACCAGGUGGACAGGCAAAGAGGCACUGAGAUAUCUCCUUCCAGCUCUGUGCCACCUGUCAGCAGAGGAGGCUCCCAGGAAGGUGCUCCUCUCCCUGGACACCCCUUCUCUGCUGGUGGAUUUCCUCUCACAGUGCUGGACGUCACUGAAGGGAAAAAGCAGCAGCGUAGCAGCGAGGGAUCCCAGUAUGGAGACGGCCUGCUCCGCCCUUCUCAACUUUGCCGUCACAGAGCCAGAAAGAGUCAGGAAGGAUCCAUGCUUCAGAACCCUGGAGACUCUUCUGAGUGAGGCACUUCCUGUUUUGGUCCAUAAACCUCGGCUAUUAGUGCUAGCGGCAAAUUUCUGCACUUUGGGUCUAAUGAUUGGAAGACUGAAAUCAGCUCCUUCAGGCUCUGUGGAAGCCGGCCAGAGGCGGUUCUUCUCCACGGCUCUCCGGUUCCUCCGUGGUACUCUGGACCCCAGCUCCAGUCCUGGACCAGUAAGCCUGAGUGGGAACUGGAAGGAGAGCUGGGACGAAGCAGCAGAGCUCUGGAGACUGGGUCUGCAGGCUCUGGGAGGCUGUGUCCGCUCACAGCCCUGGAUCAUCAGCCUGGUCAGAGAGGAAGGGUGGCUCAAACACACACUGAACAUGCUGGGCGAGUGUAGCGCUCUACCUGAUCAGCAAACACAAGAGGCGCUAGAGGAAGCUCUGUGUGCCAUGGCCGCCCAGUGCCCACUGUGUAAACAGGAGAUCGGAGACGUAAUGAGAGGUGGUAAAGGAGCUCUGAGCAGCAUGAGGAACCUGAAGACACUGGUGGGGACGAAAUGAAACCAACAGUGUCCACUUUACAUUUCAAACAAAGGGUUGAAAUGAAGUAAGAGGGCUAAAACUCAGGCAGGACAUGACUUUUUACUCAGUGACAUGAAUUAUGUGUUACUUUUUGUCCCAGGUUUUCAUAUAUGAAAGAAAUAGAAACACCCAGAUACUGUGGUACUGAAGAAUUAUGAUACAGAUCCAGCUUUCAUUGUAAUUAUCUCUUUAGAUAUUGUGCAAUGAUGUAUUAAUGCCUUUAAUAAAGAACUAUUUUGUUAGAAAACCUUAA
Molecule: messenger RNA, 2823 nt
Organism: Sphaeramia orbicularis (orbiculate cardinalfish)
Lineage: Eukaryota; Metazoa; Chordata; Actinopteri; Kurtiformes; Apogonidae
Gene: ncdn
Product: neurochondrin
Exons: 8
Coding region: 126-2549 (807 amino acids)
Biological process (GO): neuron projection development; regulation of neuronal synaptic plasticity
Cellular component (GO): dendrite
Source: RefSeq, a predicted model, not a curated record